Messenger RNA from Tetranychus urticae (two-spotted spider mite), 1360 nucleotides. Lineage: Eukaryota; Metazoa; Arthropoda; Arachnida; Trombidiformes; Tetranychidae. The record is from RefSeq and is a predicted model, not a curated record.
AACUUUUGAGAGGUUUGACUGUAAUUGUUUUCCGUUUUCAUCAACAAAAUUGUCACAACAAUAUUAUGAAUUGUAAUCUUCUAAAUAACAAUUGAAAUUCGGUGAAAGUAAUAAUAUAUUUUUUAAAUUCUUGGUAAUUUCAUGAAAUGUUUUUUUCUUCUUCAUCCAUGAUCAUCUGUAAAUUCUCAUUGUUCUCAGGAAUGAUUAUUGAAUACGACGUGAAUUCAAAGAGUUCAAGGGAAGGUUUUAAUGUCAUUGUCAACUCAAGGCAAUUUAAAAUGUUUUGUUUGUGACAAUGAGAAAGGAUCUUUCAUCUGUGCCACAUGCAUUUGUCAAGGAGAGUUUAAAUCGUCCAAAAUUAACUGUAAAUUGGCUCAAGAAGCCAACGUUCAAGACCAUGGAAGAGGAUCAAGUAGUCUAUUAUCUCCAAUUCAGUUCAAGUUUUCUGAAAAAAACUAGAUUACGUCUGAAUCUAAUUGUACUCGAUAUCUUAUCGUUGAACCAUGGAUUCCAAGAGAUUCAAUUGCUCGCGCCUACUGUCAUUGGUUAGAUAAGAUGAAAGAUCCUAUUAAACUUAGUCCUAUUGGCGAAACAGAUGGACUGGAUGGAAAAAUUCGUGAAAAUGAUUCUUAUCGAGUCUCUGCUGCCCUAUCAUACAUCACUCAAUUAUUAUCAGUUGCUUCCUACUACGUGGAUGCUCGGUUCCCUAAACGGCUCAAUUUUGUUGAAUUUUAUUCUAAGUGUAGUGAUUCAGGGCCCGAAAUUUUUCUUACUGACGAAGAGAUACUCCAUAAAGUUGCCAAAUUAAAUGCAAAUCUAAUUUAUCUAUGCCUUUCACAAAGAGUUGAUCCCCGUUAUUUGGAACCAACUUACACGGGUCAUAAUUUAACUUUACUUCUCAAUCCAAACUUCAGUAAUCUUGAUCAAGCUGGGCCAAUUUACAUUGACUCGGAAACUCACCGCCGUGUUGAAGAAUCCUUAUAUCCUGAUUAUAUUCUGGUUGAACCAUCUGAAAGUCAAGAUUUUUCCGAAGCAGAUGACAUCUUCGAUGAAGAAUGUAUUGGAAAUGAUUGGGAGUCAGUUACAUCGUCCAAUACAACUCCUUAUGUGGAUUUAUUCACUUCACAACAAACUACUAGUAUGACUGGUGGAAUUAUGUCAUCAAUUGCUGAAACUGCUCUUUAUGCUGUUACAUCGUUUAUCCAUAAAAAAUGAAUCAUGAUUCUCAAUAAUAUUCAUCAUCAGCGUCAUCACCAACCUUAUCAUUUCUGCUUUAAAUAUUUCAGGAAAUUUUCAGGAUAACUGUAUUGGAGAUCAAAAUAAGGUCUUUAAAUAAUAAAAGCACAAAAAUAUCAUUUAA